AUGACGAGCUCAGCCAUUCGUGACUUCCAUUUGCCAGGCCAACCAGAUGCCUUGGAAACCACAGUCAAGCUCUUGACGAAAUACCAGCACGAGCAUUAUUAUGCAUAUGAACGUGACGACAAGUGGUACAUUGGAUUGGGCCAGAGAGCUUCCUUGCAGAUCAAUGCCACAGGACAAGAGUUCACGAUCUUUUGCGACAGACGUCAUAACACAUGUCCGGUUAAUAAAUCACUGCUCGACAUUGCGAGAGAUUUCGUCUCCGAUUACACCAAUUCCUGCGGCGAACGGGUCUUUGGCUAUGCCGGCUACAAUUUUGGCCCUCAUAUGCGAGGUGAAGCCUAUCUGCCUGGACAAUGGCCUAUUCUCAGCCUGAUGGCCCCGACAUUGGAGGUGGUGAUCCAAACGAACCAUGUCAGUGUUAUGGGUCGUGAAGAACAAAAAGUCGAAGACCUCUGCCAAUUACUCUCGAGCGAUACCUUCCGUCAAAGUCACGAAUUCAAGGCAGCUCGCCACCUCAACGUCAACCUCGAUGACAACAAAGAUCUGUAUAUCAGUCAGGUCAGAAGAGCGCUGGUCGGGCUGAGAAACGGUGACUAUCACAAAGUGAUUCUAUCUCGCAGCAUCGCCCUCGAAAGUAGGGUUGACAUGCUUUCCACCCUGUUUCAUGGUCGCCGAGCCAAUACACCGCGCAGGACCUUCUGCUUUAGUCAUCAAGGACAUAAAUCAAACAGAAAACUUGUCAUGGAUGCAGUGGCUGGGACUCGAUCCCACAAGGGGACGCCAGAGGAAAUUGCCCGGCUACGGCGGGAUCUGCUUGAAAAUCCCAAGGAGGUCUUUGAACACAUUUUAACCGCUAAGGGUGCCAUAGGAAAGCUUCGGCCGCUGUGCCAGCCGGGAUCAGUCCGGGUGGAAGAGCUAGCUUCAGUGAUCCCUCGGGGUCCUGUGCAACACCUCUACUCCAGCGUCGUUGGAGAUCUCUACCCCAACAAAGAUGCAUGGGAUGUUCUACCAGCCGUAUCAGCAGGGAUCGCGGGCUCUGGAUCCUCCAAGAAAAUGUCCAUGGAAGAGGUGAAGGCUUUCGAACCAAACCCACGGGAGCUCUACAUGGGAUCUGUUCUGUUUAUUGAAGGCAACGAUUCCAUGGAAGCGGCUAAUGCCCUUCGCUCUGUCUUUCAAGAUGAGAGUCGUCAGUGGUUGCAGGCUGGCGCAGGGAUCGUCGCACAGUCUACCCCUGAUAGUGAGCUAAUUGAGACAAGAGAAAAGCUGGCGAGUAUACAUUCGUAUGUGAUGGCCAAGAUGUUUUAGACCAAUUUUCAGUUAUCUCGCAAUACACUGUUCAGGCACG
Aspergillus glaucus CBS 516.65 is the source of this 1345-nucleotide messenger RNA. Its product is annotated as putative salicylate synthetase. The transcript is spliced from 2 exons. Gene Ontology annotation, biological process: L-tryptophan biosynthetic process. The coding region runs from base 1 to 1305 and encodes 434 amino acids. Gene Ontology annotation, molecular function: oxo-acid-lyase activity; isochorismate synthase activity. The record is from RefSeq and is a predicted model, not a curated record. NCBI's taxonomy places the organism in Eukaryota, Fungi, Ascomycota, Eurotiomycetes, Eurotiales, Aspergillaceae.